This is a messenger RNA of Trichobilharzia szidati, 543 nucleotides long. The record is from the annotation of a GenBank genome assembly. NCBI's taxonomy places the organism in Eukaryota, Metazoa, Platyhelminthes, Trematoda, Strigeidida, Schistosomatidae.
AUGGACGAAAGAAAAAAGAACUUAUAUCAAGGUCUUCUUACAGUUUUGGGAAGUUUUCUGCUUCAUUUAAGUUUAGGUCAUUUUUAUACUGUGGCAAACAUGUCUACUUAUAUAUUAUCGUACACAGCCGCAAGAGUGGACAAAUAUAUUUCCAAUGACCAAGCGACUUGGUUAUCAGCACUGGGUCUUGGAUGUCAAGGUAUAGCUAUGCCGCUUGGAGGAAUGCUGAGCAAGAAGUUUGGACCUCGGGCAUCCAUGAUAGCCACGGUAAUACUAGCAAGCGGAAGUGUUCUGCUAACAUAUUUCACUGUCCAGAGCGCAUUUAUUGGCGUAGUUAUUACGAUUGGGGUAAUAUUUGGGUUUGGAAUGGGGAUCGGUUACUCAGUUGCGAUAGCCUGCGCCGCCUCAUGGUUUCCACAAAGGAGAGGACUAGUCGUCGGAUUGAUUGUUGGUGGGUUUGGUUUAGGGUCUCUAGUAUUUACACCUAUCCAAACCAAAUAUAUCAACCCAUCAAACAUAAAAGUUGAUGAAAUAUCAAGGUAA